GGGCGCGGUGGUUCCGCCUGUAGGCGGAAGGAGCGGAGCGGUGCUGGCCGCGGCCUGAGGUGGGGGGCUCGGCGGCGAGCGGCGGGGCAGGCCCAGCCUGGCCCGGUCUCUGUGAGGAGCGAGGGCUGAGGGCGCCGCCUCCCUGAGGCGCUCACCACGGACGCUUCCUUCGCGACCCGCUGUCGGCGGCACCAUGUCGGCCCUCCCGAGGAGCUACAACCCCUUCGCCGCGGACGAGGAGGAGGAGGAGGAGGAGGCGGCGGCGGCGUGGCCGGCGAGGGGCAGUGGGGAGGCGAGCGGCGCCGAGCGGCAGCGGUACCUGCAGCAGGAGGUGCUGCGUCGCUCCGCCGCCACCGCCGACAGCACCGCCCGCUCCCUCUCGCUCCUCUACGAGUCCGAGCGGAUCGGCGUGGCCGCCUCCGAGGAGCUUGUACGUCAAGGAGAGGCACUGAAGCGCACAGAACAGAUGGUAGAUAAAAUGGACCAGGACUUGAAGACUAGUCAAAGGCACAUAAAUAGCAUUAAGAGUGUUUGGGGGGGCUUGGUAAACUACUUCAAAGCCAAACCUCCAGAGAGCAAGCCAGAGCAGAAUGGAACCCCUGAAUAUUAUGCUAACAGUAGAUUAAAAGAAGCAAUGAUGUCUAGUAAAGAACAAGAGUCAAAAUACCAGGAAAGUCAUCCAAAUUUAAGGAAGCUAGAUAAUUCAGACAAUGAUUUCAGCAAAGCAGAUUUAGUUUCUUCAGUGCAAAGGGAUUCCUAUCCGAAGAACCAACACCUGCGAGCUUACCACCAGAAAAUUGAUAACAACUUAGAUGAGAUGUCUUCUGGGUUGAGUCGUCUGAAAAACCUAGCUCUUGGCCUGCAGACAGAAAUAGAUGAGCAAGAUGAUGUGCUGGAUCGGCUAACAAAAAAAGUAGACACACUGGAAGUGAAUAUUAAAAGUACUGAUAAAAAAGUCCGACAACUUUAAAGGAUUUUUAGAAAUCUUUUUGUCCAGCGUCAGUUCUUCUUGGAUUUCUUGUCUCAACCGAUCUUUUAAAAAAUCUUGGGCAGUAUCUGUUUCUCUUUUUUUCUGGUAUGUUAUUGAUUUUGUUGUCAUUAAAAUUGCAUCAUCUUGAGUGCAGCAUAAUACCUUAAAUUUCUUCUUAAUGUACACAGGAAAAGUGCAUGUUGAGUAAAAUCUCUCAGCACUUGGUAAAUGCUUUUGUGCCGGAUACCCCGCUCAAUUGUAUAACUGUGUCAUGUGCGUGGAGGAAUUUGCAAUGUACAAAGCUUCAGUGUCCUUGGCCUGGGAGCUCUGAUGAGAAAAGUAACUGCAUUUUGCCUCUGUUUUGGGGAGGGGGCAGGGGGAACAGAAUGUGCUUCUUUGUUCAGAACAAAUGUUGCUAACUCUGUUUACCUACAGCUAUUUUAAAUUCUGAAAAAAUGCUGAUUUCCAGCUGUAAAAAUAAUUCAAAGUGACUGUUCUCUGGCAUUUCUAGGGCUUAAGGAACGAACUGUUCUGUGGAAGUUGUAAAAUAUCAAGGGUGUCAUGCAAUAAUGAUAAUAUCCUGUGCAUGUUCCCUUUCCUAAGGUGACUUUUGCCAAGUGGUGGGUCACUAAAUGCUAUCACCUUUACCAUAUUUUCAGUAAAGAUCUCUAAGGGUAUCUUAUGGUCUGCAAGAAAUGUUGAUUGACAGUGACCCAAAAAGUCUGGGUAACAAAAUCAGGACUUAAAUGUAUGUGCUCUUAAAGAUUCUUUUGUAGAAAUUGUCACCAUCUGCUUUUUUAUUUUCUGCCCUUUCUCAGCUUAGUUAGGUGGUCAUUUGAAAAAUACUUCCACUUUAGAAAUGGAGAGUUGGACUGAUAUUGCACAAACAGAUCAUAGGAGAUCGUUCUUUAAUUUAACAUUUAUUUCAAAUGGGAAUAGGGAUUGAGCAGAUGCUGUGUUUUCCUAGGUGAUGUGACUGUUUUUAAGAAACUCAGCUAUGGUUCACAUACUUCUGCAUUGGCUUAGCAGGCAUGAAAAGUUCCUGCAAAUGAAGAAAACCUCAAAAACAUUUUUGAGUCUUCCAGAUACAAGUUGGGCCUUCCAAUUUGUUUUAUUCUUUUAUAAGUAUCACUGUAGAACAAAAUAAUUACAAUUCUGGUCCAGGCUGAAGACAUGACAAUGAGAACUUGCUAUCUGUCUUGAAAACAAGUAAGUUAUUUUGGUUUGGACAGGCCAAGGGACCUGUGUCAGUAUUGCAACACUCGCUAUCACAAAUGACAAUGAGUGGCUAAGAAGAGAUAGUUACUUUUUUGAGCCGGUGCCACAUUAUCUUAUGAAUUAAAGGAAGACCUUGGUGUUUAGGGCUAUCAAGCUUGUAUCCUUCAUGAACGUCACAUUCACACCCUCCCCUUUCCUUUUUUUCAAGGGAUUUGUUACCUUGAGCUUACUUGCUACAAAGUGCACCCAGUUGUUAAGGAGAUAAAAGAAAACUUGAGCCUUUCUUGUUUUACUGUCUCCUGAAAGUUCACUUGUUGAAAAAUAAAUCACUAAAGAAGCUACACUUCUUGGACAUAAUAUUAUGGAAAAAAAUAUUAUUCCUGGGAUUACUAGCAAAGUAGAGUUGUGAAUUAGAUUUAAGGUGAGCCUCUGUCUCCCCUUAUGUUACUGAUGUUAUUGAUUUCAGUCCCUAAAAAAAAAAAGUGUUUUGCAGGGACAUAAAACUUCAAGAGCUAUUGAGUACUUUUAAAUGCUUUUUAAUUUUCACUUUGUGUCAUUUAUGCUCAUUUGGAACCAUAAAAAACCUUAUUAAUAUCAACGUAUCAUCUAACUUUUGGGGUGCAUACCAUGAUUAAUUCUCUCUUACUCUGUUAGAAUAUUUAUGAAUUAUAUGAUUUGAUGUCUCAAUAUGGUUGAUGCAUUUAUUUAGUAAAUGGUACAAUCAUUAGUUUUCAAAAUGUUAAGAACCUCAGUGAAGGAAGAUUAAAAUUUUGAUUAUAAGUGUUUUAGUUUCUUAUUUGACUUUCUCCUUUUAAUAAAAAGGGUGAAAAGACUUGUAUUUUUUCUUAUCCCAAUGCUGGUUAACAGAAACACUUGCAUCUUAGAAAGGAUGUAUAAAUUCUCUCCAGAACAGAGAAUACCAAAAAAUUGCAUAGUAAUUAGUAACACUCCUUUUACUGUGAAAUCUGCCUUCACCUGUAUGCAACUAUUUCACAAUUAAAUUUUUUCCAAAGUAAGACUUUGGUAACUAGGAUGUACGCUGAGACUUUCUCCACUAAGUUAUGGCUAAUGGAGGAAAAAAAUGGAGCUGGAGGAUCUAGUUGUGUUACAUGUAGUAAGAAAAUGCGGAGAUUGAAUCCAAGAAAAAAUUUUUCUUGAUUUAAGAGUGAAGUGAGUUGCCUUUCUGAUGUAAACUAUUCUGGUUUUUUAGUCUAUUUCACAAAACGAACUCAAGUUUUUGGUCAACUGUUUAGUUGUAUUAGCCUUAUGAAAUAUUUACUGCAUCCUGGAUAUCUUUGAUGCCUUUAAAAACACAGGCAGGGAAGGGGGGGGAAAUCCCUGUUUCUGCUUUGAGAACCUCGUGAUCCAAGCAGGCUAGAAAACCAGGAUCUCAGCCACGUGGAAGUUACACAGAGGUCUAACUUCUCAUCUCUUUUAACAGUUCCAUUCGCUGUCUCAGUAAUGUAUGUCUUUGCUUAGGCUUUCCUGCUUUAUUAUUUUUGUUUUGGUUUUUUUAAUGGCCUUGUUUUAAAGGAUUAUUUUCCACAUUGGAUUUCUUUUGUGGGGAAAAAAGAUUGCAUGGGUAUAAACGAAUUUCUGCUACAAACUGAAUUUCCUUUCUCAGCUUUCAUACAGAUGCUUUAUGCUGAUAAAGAACUUGUCUCCUCAUGUCAGUUAGACCUAAGACUAUUUUGUAAUAGUGAUGAAUUUUUUUGCUUGUUAGAAUAACUUUCCAUCCUGCAGAAGGGGGAAAUCUAAAGAAAAAAACCUACGAUUUUUGCCUUUCCAGGAAAUGUCACUUUGCAUGUGUUAUGAAGGACUUAUUUCUUACUAUUUCCUGAGAUAGGGUUUUAUUUCUUCUUGGAUGCUGUUGAAAAACUUACCUUGUGUAGGAUGUAGGACUUUCAGAAGAAAUAAUUUACACUCAAGCACUAACUUGAUAAGUUAAAUGAUUUUGUAUAAAUACUCAUGUUGGCAUAGAAAUUGAUGUCCUUGCAGCAAAAUAGCUCUGGUUAAUUUUAUUCUUAUUGGCUUGAGUAGAAGUUUAAUAUUAAGGUCAGAAGAAGAUAGCAAAAAUAUAUAUAUAUUUUAAGUCUUCUUUAUAAAAGGUGAUCUUCUUGCUUCUCAAGAAGUUUGCUAAUAAAUUUUGAAGAGGUUUUAAAUACCAGGAAGUAGCAUACCCUUUGUAACAUAAGAAGACAUACGCUAAAAACAGCAAGGAAAAAAAACGUGGGAAGAACCAGUAUCUGACUACUAGAUUGCUAGGUGUAUCUGAUUUUUAAAUUUCCUGAGCAUUGACUUAAAUAUUGUAACAAAUGAUGUGUAGCUGAAUUUUAGUCUGUACUACAAAGAUUUGUUGCUGUGCUGAACGUUACUGGCCUACUGAAACUGUUGGGACGUUAUAUGGUGUCAGGGUUUUUUUUAAUGUGUGAAAUUUAUCUGAAAUAUUUUGCUGCCUAGUAGUUUUUGUGAAGUGAUGUCACUUGUUACAUGGUGAAAUAGAAAAUACUUUCCAACCCCUCUGCCUUCUGAACAAACAGAUUUUUGUUGGUAUUUUUACAAGCAUAACUUUAUACAGAGGAUGUGUGUUAAUUUUGACUUUGAAAUGUAUGGGGCUUAACUUUCAAAAUCACAGGUAGUGAUUACUUGUGUCUAUGGCUUUUUUAAAUAGUACUUUAAUUCUAUGCCAUCCAGGUAUAACACUUUUUAUACAAGUCAAAUUGAAAUAUCUUUUAUUUAAAUGCUAAACUGGACUGUAGUUCCGCAAUUUAGGAGAUUGAAUGAAAUGCGUGUUGAAUGGUAAGAUGGUCAAUAAAGAUGCUUAUUGUUAAUGGAGAGUGCAUUUAUUUCCCAAAAUUCUUUGAUUACAACUUCAUUGACACUUCUUUCCCACAAUAAGAUCUGUUAAAAUGCUGGUCCUACUCUGUUAAGUUUGGCCAGAAUGGAAAUAAGUUUGCAGCUGGUGGGUUUUAUUUUCUGAGAAUAAAAAGAGGGUAUUACAUUUCUA
Molecule: messenger RNA, 5195 nt
Organism: Gymnogyps californianus (California condor)
Lineage: Eukaryota; Metazoa; Chordata; Aves; Accipitriformes; Cathartidae
Gene: SNAP29
Product: synaptosome associated protein 29
Exons: 5
Coding region: 194-970 (258 amino acids)
Biological process (GO): synaptic vesicle fusion to presynaptic active zone membrane; exocytosis; synaptic vesicle priming
Cellular component (GO): SNARE complex; plasma membrane
Molecular function (GO): SNAP receptor activity; syntaxin binding
Source: RefSeq, a predicted model, not a curated record